This is a messenger RNA of Drosophila busckii, 1102 nucleotides long. RefSeq lists its product as uncharacterized. NCBI's taxonomy places the organism in Eukaryota, Metazoa, Arthropoda, Insecta, Diptera, Drosophilidae. The coding region runs from base 188 to 1030 and encodes 280 amino acids. The transcript has 2 exons. The record is from RefSeq and is a predicted model, not a curated record.
GACAUGUUGUUCAAUAAAAAAAAAUUCCAAAAUUGUUUGGUUGUUAGAUAAAUUCAAGUUUCGCAUUCAGAAGAGAUUGAAAAGCUUCUUUAACAACAAGUUUAUACAUUAGAAAUUGAAUUUGGCCAAAGCAACGUUCCCAUUGGUGAAUUUAGCCUCUAAAGCAAUAGAAAACGAUUUAUAACAUAUGAAUUCCAGCUGCGACCGCAAGAUAAUGAACAAACGCUGCGGAGCAGCAUCGACGCCGCUGCCCAAAUACCAAAUCCAACUGCUGGCGGAUAAGUGCGUUGUUUUGGUGGAGGCCAGCGGCUACGAGUCGGAAAUAUUUCUACCGCAGCUGCAGUAUGGACGCAUUGGGCUGGUGAACGUCAUUUGCAGUCGGCAGCCAAGACUGCGCAUGAGCCAACUGAGCUUAGUACAAGUCACAGCGCUGAGGCAGCGUAAGCAGCGUCUGGGGCAUUACCAGCACCGCAAGCUGACCACGGCAACGGCGGGACUAGCGCCCGCCAAACAGCUCAAGCUGAACAAGGCCGACUUGGUUAUGGCCGCGAAUGCACAGUACGGUAGGCUGCGCUUUGAGCUCAAGCUCAUUUCAAAGGGUAACGUGGUGCUUGCGGAAUGCAAUGGCUACGAAUCUGAGAUAUUUCUGCCUCAUAUUUCUAGUCAUUGCAUAGCCAUGAAACGCGUCACCGCCGGUGAGCUGGCUCAGUGUGCGCAAAACACAACGAGGUCGCCGCAAAAGUCGCUGCAGCUGGCGCUGCCGCAGCCAGUGGCGCAGCGCAAAGUAUCGGCAAGUAGCACCGCGGCCACCGCAGCUGUGGCUGCUGCAUCGGUAGCCGCCCAGGCCAUGGGUCUCACGCAGCUGCUGGUGAAUCCCAUGCAAAUGUUUAGCAAAACGCAAACAGCGCCGAUGCCACAGCCUCUGGCCAAAGGCGUCAAGCCCACGCGUAGGCACAUCAAGCAGCUAAAUGCGGAGAACAUGGGCGCAGGAGAUCAGCGCAAGCAUAAGCUCAUUGCGUCCAGCUUGUAAGCUAUUCGAUUAAAAAUCGUAUACGAAGUAAAAAGUUUUGGUUGAACGCAAAUUAUGAAUUGCAAAUUGAAA